GAGAGACAGAGGGUGAGAGAAAGGGUGUGUGUGAGAGAGAGAUAGAGAGACAGACAGAAGUUGUUCUUCACUCGUCCUGUGUUGUGUGCAGUGAAAUGAGCUGAAAGGUGUUUGGAGGAUUUCACACUGAACUACACACAUGAAGUCCCAAUCCUGCAAGGUCAACAUGGACACGACGAGAAAGGACAGCUUCCUGUGGGGGAAAGCUCCAUCAGGUUUCAGUGAGAAGGAGAAGAAGCCGAUGGAAACCAUCACAAUGCAGAAGAACAACAUUCUCGAUGAUAUUCAGAAACUCCGGCUGGAGAUUGAGAACGUUAUGAGCGAGAUCCACACCAUGGAGUCCAACGAGGAGAAUAAGAACGUCAUCAUGAGCAGAAUGUUCCUCUGUGGAAAGAAGAAGUUCAACAUGGACCCGAUAAAGGGGAUUCAGUACCUGUUAGAUAAUGAUCUGUUGGAUGAAACUCCAGAAGCAGUGGCUGAGUUUCUGUAUAAAGAGGACGGACUCAACAAAACAGCCAUCGGGAACUUCCUCGGGGAAAGAGAGGAAUUCCACCUGCAGAUCCUGAAAGCUUUCGUAGAUCUUCACGAGUUCUCAGACCUCAACCUGGUGCAGGCUUUGAGGCAGUUUUUGUGGAGUUUCCGUCUCCCAGGUGAGGCUCAGAAGAUCGACCGCAUGAUGGAGGCCUUCGCUCAGAGAUACUGCACCUGCAACGCCGGCGUCUUUCAGUCCACAGACUCGUGCUAUAUCCUGUCCUUCGCCAUCAUCAUGCUGAACACCAGCCUGCACAACCCCAACGUGAAGGAGAAAACCUCUCUGGAGCGCUUCAUCAGCAUGAACCGAGGCAUCAACCAUGGAGGAGAUCUUCCCAGUGACCUUCUGACGAAACUGUACGAGAGCAUAAGGAGUGAACCGUUUAAGAUCCCAGUGGACGAUGGGAACGAUCUCACACACACCUUCUUUAAUCCUGACCGAGAGGGAUGGCUGAUGAAAGAGGGGGGCAGAGUGAAAACCUGGAAGAGGAGGUGGUUUAUUCUGACCGACAGCUGCCUUUACUACUUCCAGUACACCACUGACAAAGAACCAAAAGGGAUCAUUCCUCUGGAGAACCUGAGCAUCAGAGAGGUGGACGACCCACACAAACAGUUCUGCUUCGAGCUCUUCAACAGUAAAGGACAGAAGAUAAAGGCGUGUAAAACAGAUCCGGAUGGUAAAGUGGUUAUGGGGAAACACCAGGCGUACAGGAUCAACGCUUCUUCUGCUGAGGAGAGAGAAGACUGGGUUCAGGCAAUCAGGGCCUGCAUCACUAAAGACCCGUUCUACGAUCUGGUGUCUGCUCGCAAAAGGAAAAUCAUCAACAACAACAACACAGAGUGCAGUAAAUAAAGCAGAAGUGCUGUUUUAUUGAUUUAUUGAUAAUUCUGUUUGUCAGACUCUAAUCACUGAAGGUUCAGUCUGAAAGUCGCUCUGAGGAGAUUAAGGUCACUCGGAAGUCAUGCGAUUGAACUACAGUGUGGUUUCUGACCAUCAGGCUGAAGUUCUCACGACUUCACUUCCUCUGUUCUGUGUAAAAUAUCUUUUAGCUCUUAGCACUGGGCUGAAGUGGAAGAAUUUAUUCUUGGAAAUGAAGCCUGACACACUGACGCGCCCUCCCCUGCAUUUUCGCAUUAACUAUGGUAUUAGUUUAUUGUUAGUCUGAGGGGCGGAGCUUAAUUCACUGUAUUGUGUAUUUUAAAUGGUUUUAAACUGUAAUAUAAAUGUUGAUCUCUAAUCCAGGUUCUAAAGCUGACACUGUACAUAAACUCUCUUGUGGUUAAAAUCAACUCUGCUUCAUAAGUCGUGCCUUUCAGGUGAUGUGUGAGGAUUUUUCAGUGUUGUAAAAACUAGUUUGAUCGUUUUUAGAAUGAGUGUGAGGUGUGCUUAAAGUGUUUAUGUAACUUCCGUAAGGAAUAAAACACUUGGGAAUGUGCUGUUAUAGGAAAACAAUCAACUUUGAUGUGAUGUAAUGAAAUAUUUUCCUAUAACAGCACUUCUGCAAGCGUUUUAUUCCUCUUCCACCACAGCAAUUUACCAUCAGUUACAAGUUUUAACUUCACACUUCAUUCAUUAAUAAUUAAAUUAAAUGUUGUGUGAAACGAGUUAGUUCCCGUUGUCACUUACGUUAUAGCAGCUAUAAACACUCGUUCCCUCACCAGCGUCUCUUUAUUCUCUCUCUCUAGAAGUUAAUAAGACAAAAAAUUAACACAGCUUGUUACGCAUGUUACCGAGAAACUGCAAAGAAGAUGUCUGAAAACUUCAAGCUGCACGUGAACUGUACACGUCCCUGCGAAUGAGCUGUUACUAUGGAAACGAUAAUAUAUUAGAGCGAGCGCAUUAAUCACACAGAAACCUGUGAUCUGCAGCUGCACUACUGUCAGAGCUACUGUUAUAGGAAACUAAUCAACACCUCCUGACAGCACUGUGGUGGAAAAGUGCAACAGUGCAUCGUUUAUUUGCGUUUACACAAGUGUGUUUAAAUGUACAAAAUGAUCUAUGAAAUGUGAAAUGAAGGCACAAAGUUUUAAAGAUGUACAAUUUGAGUGAAAAUGAUGUAUAUAGAGAUGAUUAAUUUAUUAAACUCGCAUGUAUUAAAUGUA
Pangasianodon hypophthalmus (striped catfish) is the source of this 2634-nucleotide messenger RNA. Its product is annotated as cytohesin-2. Gene Ontology annotation, molecular function: guanyl-nucleotide exchange factor activity. The record is from RefSeq and is a predicted model, not a curated record. Lineage: Eukaryota; Metazoa; Chordata; Actinopteri; Siluriformes; Pangasiidae. Bases 140 to 1384 code for a protein of 414 amino acids. The transcript has 14 exons. Gene Ontology annotation, biological process: regulation of ARF protein signal transduction.